Messenger RNA from Ruditapes philippinarum (Manila clam), 2055 nucleotides. RefSeq names its product mucin-2-like. Lineage: Eukaryota; Metazoa; Mollusca; Bivalvia; Venerida; Veneridae. The record is from RefSeq and is a predicted model, not a curated record. Bases 199 to 1935 code for a protein of 578 amino acids. The transcript has 3 exons.
CAUUGUAUUUUUUUCAUCGGAUUUAGACAUUAUUUGAACCAUAAAACAGAAUGUAUAAACAUUAAUUAACGUAUAGUAAAUCGUAUGUUUCGUAGAUCACUAAAAGAACCUCGAAAAACAAAUUGAUUUCUGGAAUAAAUUUAACCUUUCCGCUAUGCCGUUGAUGACCAAAUGAUGUAAAAACAAGGGUAUCUGAAUAUGGCAACCAACCCAGUGGGGGCGUUCACCUCUGAAAGACCAAAGUUUGUUACAAAACCGUUACCACCACCUGCCACUACUAUAAACCAUUCAAAUGGGAACAACGAUGGACCAAGUUGGGGCCUUAUAAUUCCUAUUAUAAUGAUCGGCAUAUUUCUGACCAGCGUUGCUGUGUGUCUUUGGUGGCAUAAAUGGAGAGAUAAAAGAACCUUACACAUUAGCAGGGACCAUAACUCUGGAUCAUCAUUUCACCGUAGCUACCGCUGCAGUCGGUCCAACAGGAGCGGAUUUGACGCGGUCCGAGAUUCCACGAGAUCUACUACACCUUUAAGAGGCAGUGCCAAUGAGAAAAUAGCAAAAAGCCACAAUAAUGUUGUGAAAGUUAAAAAUGUUAAUGUUAUACCCAUACAACAAAAGCCCGGAAAAUAUGCGUAUACAUGGGACAAAAACCAGUGGAAGACAUACCAAACCCCUACUACUGCUUUGUCUAGUAGUGGUCGUUUAGGAACUAAGCCUUUAUCUCCAAUUAAUGAGAUAGAAUCACCAUCGUCAAUGAAGUUGUCGGAAUUGUCAAGAAACUAUGAUAUUAGCGCUCAAGCCUCAUUUUCACCAUAUCACUUGGCCUGGUACUCGUCCUCUAACCCGCCACCUCCUUAUGAAAGGUCAGGGUCACACAGCCAGUCAGGUCAGUCGAAACGUUACCCGCCAAUCACGCGCCGGUCUGUAGUAGAGCAAACAGCUUCACAAAACAAUGCAUACGAACCGGAAGUAAGCUCACCAUUCUAUCCUAAUAACAACACGCCUACAACGGAAUGUGAAACUGGUAGUGAAACCUCGCAAACAUUUCGCGAUGACCACCAUCAAGGUUAUCAAUACACUAGUUACCCAUCCAGUCCAAAAUCUUCCAUACCAUCAAUUUCUAACACUCGUCUAACAGUCAGUACAGAAACAGAUAUAAAUCAGACCUCAACAUCGUACCCAGAGUCUUCAUUCCAGACGUGCACCACGUCAUAUGAGCAGAGUUACAGCGGGUGUCAGACAUCCACAAAUCCAUCGGGGCUGAACAACCUUACAGAGCAAACGAGUACAAAUUUAAGUAGUCUACCAAGUAGCAUUGCACAGUUUAGUAAACAAAACUUGCUAAUGGACGACAACAACAAUAGUAUGGUAGCGCCUAAUGUACACCUUACAUUUCCAAUGGCGAAAAUAUUAAAUUAUACAUUAGCUAGCAGCGUAACUUCUUCUGAUACCCACGCGUCAGAAAAUACGUCACUUUUACCAAAUAUUGGAAGUAACAAUACGUCCAGUUAUCCAGGAGUGACGGGGUCUAGAUCCUACCCACACAGCACCGCACCAACUAGUCCGGAAGAUCUGUCGAAACUUGUUGAUGAAAUGUCAAGUAUCCGACCUGUUGAAGAGUCGUCGAUACGACCAAAUUCGUCUGUAGAGCCGUCGUCCCGUAUCGUGAGUAUUUCCGGGAACAGCGUGUUGACGGACCUUCAAAGUAGUUGGAGCGUUCUCGGGGAAAUGGAAAGAUCGUCUGCGGCAUCUACUAACACCGAAAGUCAGCCAUCACUUCAGAACGGAUCACUUUAUUGGGACAACUAUCCAUGGGCCCAUGCUGGAGUGAAGUCCUACCCGGAACUCCCGCUUCAGAUGCACGAUAGUUUCGUGCAACAAGCACAGCGUUCAAGUUUCCAAAGACCAGUCCUUAUGGAAACGCAAUACUGGGUGUAAGUCUCGAAGAAGAAAAGACGAUGGGAUAUUUAUUUUCAUAUGUCAUUAUAAACAGUUUAACUAAACAAGUGUGUUUGAAUUUACAAUAAUUUGUGCUUGUAUUUUGAGAGACCAUCAAAC